Cyphomyrmex costatus is the source of this 1445-nucleotide messenger RNA. RefSeq lists its product as uncharacterized. The record is from RefSeq and is a predicted model, not a curated record. Bases 1 to 1263 code for a protein of 420 amino acids. The transcript has 5 exons. NCBI's taxonomy places the organism in Eukaryota, Metazoa, Arthropoda, Insecta, Hymenoptera, Formicidae.
AUGGAGAUCGCAUGGCUUCCGGCGCUGAUAUUCUGCGCGACCUUGGCCUUGGUAGCCGCCAGUCUGGAUCUCGGACCGAUCAUCAAGAUCGCACAGUGCCGAUCAUCGUGCUUACGACAUCACAUGGUCGAUGGCAACUGCUUGAACAUAAAUAAUAUCAACAGCCGAGUAUACGACUGUAAUUUGUGCUGGAACGCUUGUGAAACCUUCAGUUUUUGGAACAAAGAAGAAAUCGAUUGCACGCGAAUAUAUAAACACACAUCUCAUAUUCAAGGUUGCAAAACCGCAUACACAUUUUAUCAAACGCGCGGGAUGGAGGAAGACAAAUAUGAUCCGACUAAAUUACCAGCUCCUGAAGAAAAUAAAACUUUCCAUUUAAAUAACUAUGACAUUGCCGUAAUAAUGCAAAAAAAUGAGAAAGGAAUGUGGGAAAAAGAAGAUUAUUUCUACGCAAAACAGCAGCCUGCAGUGAUACCGGGCGGCUGGAUCAUCGUCGCCACGGACGAUGGCAUGGUCAAACACUACAGUUGGGAUAAAUGGUGGCCAAAACUACAAUUGCUCAAAGCAGGUGGCCCUCUCUAUCAGGCCUAUAUUACAUGGGAGGAUUGGCAAAUUCAACUGAAGAAUCAACACAAAAGGAUUACGUCAAAUUACUUUAAAUUCCAGUCCGUGAAAGAGAAACAGUAUAAAUUGUCUUUCGUUGUUACUUGGCAGGAGGAGACGGGAGACGGUAUUAUGGGCAAUCAGGUAACAGACAGUGAAUCGGCACAGAUUUCCUUGCCGUGCGGUAAAUAUUUGGUCAGAGUAGCCACCAACGACGGCCCAGGUAGCUAUCCAAUUGUUGUCGACACUGGAGACUGCAAGACUCCCAAAAUAUCGAUCUGGGACCUAUUUAAGUACGUCAACGAUCUGAGAAUUUUGAUUUUUAUAUUAUUGACGGUGGGACUCUUCUGUUCUAUUCCUAUUAUAUAUUUAUUUAGAAGAAAUCGAAUAAAGAGUGACAAAAAUAGUAAAGUGGAGGAGGGCUUGACAAAAUCGGAAAAAAUACUAAAGGAGAAAAUCUUGAAGCAACAUUUGCAAAAUAAACUAAUGAAUCGAGUGCUGAUCAACUUGGAACACGGACACCAUAGUCAUUCCACAGACAAUCUACUGUGGGUUAACGAAACAAACACGAAUGUUAGCACGAGUGUAAAGGCACAAGAUAUAAAUACGAGCACGCAAAACGCAAAAUGCGAGAAGGCAAACGUGAUUCAGAAAAGCUAGAUAAUCUUUUAAAAAAUUUAAUAGAAUUCUUUUUCUUGUUUAUUAACUUAGCAAGAACAACUCAGGGACUUUACUUGCUCUCAUGAAAGAGCGUGGUCUUCCGCUUGUAAUACAGUAUACAUAAUGAAGGGUAAAUAUAACGCGUUGCUACGAAAGCAAACAAACCAUCUUCACAUUCCUGA